This is a messenger RNA of Lytechinus variegatus (green sea urchin), 3460 nucleotides long. Its product is annotated as hairy/enhancer-of-split related with YRPW motif protein 2-like. Gene Ontology annotation, cellular component: nucleus. The record is from RefSeq and is a predicted model, not a curated record. The transcript has 5 exons. The coding region runs from base 767 to 1975 and encodes 402 amino acids. Gene Ontology annotation, biological process: regulation of transcription by RNA polymerase II; anterior/posterior pattern specification; regulation of neurogenesis. Gene Ontology annotation, molecular function: DNA-binding transcription factor activity, RNA polymerase II-specific; RNA polymerase II cis-regulatory region sequence-specific DNA binding. Lineage: Eukaryota; Metazoa; Echinodermata; Echinoidea; Temnopleuroida; Toxopneustidae.
UUUAAAAGCGACAGAGGAGAGAGAGAGAGGAAAAAAGAGAACUCAGCGAGCCCAGCCAGCCGCUCACACUUGGCAAGCAGUAGAUGCACGGGAGAAGAGAAAAUAUUGAAAGGCUCCGAGAGAGGAUAAAGAAAGAAAAACGACAAAAAGGUGGCUCUUUUGAUUAUUCUGCCAAGCGCGUAGGCACACGCCGUCACACAAAGGGGGGAUUUGAAGAGGGGGUGGCUAAGCGGUGGAACUCAACUCGUUCUUGAUCAGAAGGCGAAGCUCACAGCCAGCAGAAGCACACAGCGAAUAAUUUCCGCUUGGAGAGCCGACUUGCGUUUUUAUUCAGACGAGUGAGCAAACCACACCACGAUCUUAGGUCUUUGUGGAUUGGAGAGGUCUUUGUGGGUUGUAUGUUGCAUGUCACGAGAGCGCAAGCAGGUUGUAUGGAUAUACAUCCAUCUGGUCAUCUCAGGAAUUUGUGGAUUAUUUCAUAGCUACGACUACGAGAUACAUAGAAGAUCAUCAUUAGGAAAUCAGUUCAUUUUCCGAACUUAAUGUUUUGAUUGACCAAUAAAUCAUAUCUAGAUGAAGGGAGCAACAUUUUAAAGAAGCCUGACAGAUGAGUCUUACGAUUUAACUUGAAAUACUUUUCGACUGCACUCUGGAUUUUUCAGGUUUCUUGAAGUUUUGUUCGUCACUUUAACAGAUCAUCAAUUAUCGUUCAUUGAUCGUUUUACCAAAAGUGGUUAACAGUAAAUUUGUGGAUUGUCAGAUUACCAUGGCAACCUACGAAAGACAUCUGAGUAGCAGGAGACUCAGGAAUGCUUUCAGUUCUACCAGUAACCAUGGCAACGUAACUAAGGACAUACAAACCAAAUGUGAACCAAGACGAACGUCAGGAAGAAACAACAGAAAGGCAAAGUCUUUGAGAGCGCAUCACCACCAUCAGACAGCCACGCCCAUUGGAGCUGAUACCAGUCAGCCUGGUAAGAUGGAACGGAUCGACCGAAGUCUCAAGGAACUUGCCCAACUUCUUGGCUUACAGACCGUUGGCGUUGAUGAGGCAAGCCUUUUGGAGACCACCGUAUCAUUCUUCAGAUCUUUCUCAAGCUCGACGUCGACAACACCCGACACACAUCGCCGUGGAGGGCGCCAUACAGAUGUCAGCCACGCCGAGGAAGUGUCGUCACAUGAGUCAGAUCAAACUCAAGAUGUGUCUCCUACCGAUGCCAUCUUAGCUGGUUUCCAGGACUGCAUGGAAGAGACGAUCCGAUACUUAGUCGAUGUUGAGGGUUUCUCUCCCGAAGACGAGGUCGUCGUCGGACUCACCGCCCAUCUCUUGCAGAUUCGUGCCAAACUGGACAUUAAUAACGACGCAACGGCAUCGACCCCCUGGUCAUCUGGACGUUCAUCGGACGGACCAACUGAAUGUGAAGCGACGACCAGCACACAAACAUCACCUCAAGAAACCAAUACCCCCUCCCUUGCCCUGUCAACAGAGUCCAUCAAUCCGCCAUCUUUGCCAACUACGAGUAGGACAUUACUGGGUGGGUCUGUAACCCGUGGGUUACCCCCUGCUCAUUUAAUGACACCAUUGACUGUCGAUACGAAUCAGUACUAUGCCCUGCCGUCUCCGUUGAACCGUACCGCUUUGGCUUGCGCCAUGAAGCCAUCCGAGCCUCUUUUAACGGUUGCCUCAACCCGACCGACUCACACCGUUCCGGCUCUGACAUCCGCGGCUAUUUCAUCUGUCAGCGGUCAUCCGCUAACCGCAACUGCACCCGCAGCGUAUUCAAGGCACACCGCGGUAACAUCGCAACAGCAACCUCCGGUUCAACCGCCACCACAGUACCAAUCAGUUGUGUCAGCCAAUGGAUGUUUGAUCCCUUGCGUUCAGGCGUCCACCUCUAAUCAAAGACCGUAUGGUUUCAACCUGAACUAUGUUGCACCCUAUGUAGUAGCAUGGGUCAGACCUGUGCAGGAAUAACAGUACAUGUACAUACAUUGUUGGAAAUGAGUGGGACUGUUCUAUCUUGUAAAUGUCACCAAUUACUUUUUAACUCUUGUUAUUGCACACACGUAUUCUUUCCGAAAUAUGUGAAUGCUUUUUGAAAAUAAGGUUCAUCUUUCCAUACCAUUCAAUACUAUUUGCACCUUGAAAGUUUUAUUUUUCAGUUUUGGGCCAAUUUUCCAAUGUUCUAUUUAAAAGUUUGUUUUAAAUGUUGAAUUAUUAUGUUGGAGUUUCAGUAAUCUUUGGAUUAGAAUAGUGUGCAUUUUCAUGAAAACAAUUUCUUUGAACACCCCCCCCCUCCUUUCACGGUGCGUCUUAUAGACAAACAGUUAUUCGUACUUCCUGGUUAUUAUGCAAAUGAGAGAGGCAUGACGUCACCCAUUCACUAUUUCUUGUAUUUUAUUAAAUGAAAUAUCACGAUCUUUCCAUCAUUAUGAUGUGAAAAAAAAAUCGUUUGAUCCCCUCUGAACCUGUGGAGUUACUGCAAACUUUUGCGAUUCAUAAAGACACUUUAUUGUUGUCAGUCCUGCAAAACUUGAAAUAUUCGGCAUUUCAAACAGUAAAACACAAAAAGAAAUAGUGAGUGAGUGGCAUCGUCACCUCUCACGUUUUACACUGAACAUAAACGAAACUUUAAAAUGUUAUCAGUUUAAACAUCUAUAUCCGAUUCUGUUAAAAUUGUUGUCACUUGUAACAGAAUGAUUGUCUGUAGAGUGAUGACAAAUGGCGCAAUGUCUCUAUAGAUGUAUCAGUGCUUCUGAGAGACUGGCACCGAUGGCAUAAUUACAAUAAAAAAUGUUCUUAUUGGAACAACUUUAUAUUUCAUCGCCAAUUAAUAUGAGUGCCAGUCACUGUAUAAAUGAACAAAUAUACCGAAACUAUACUACCAUUCUCUUCGCAUUUCGCUACGAUUAAGCACGACUAUUGAUUUCCUUGUUAAAGUGUUGAAAUAUUUUUGGUUGUCUAUUGGGCGGUUUGGUUUACACAAACGUGUAAUAAAUAGUUUUGUCAUCAAGUCUUAUCAGUGAAAUUGAUGUCAUACCUGCACGUGUUGCCUCAUACUGGAUGAUUAUUUUUUGCUGAUCUGUACUGUCGUUAUCCUGUUAGGUGACAACUAUACUGUUUAAUUUGAGUGUGUAAGGUCAUUGUUGGGGUUUCCUGUUUUCAUCAGAUAAAUACAAUAAAUUGUGAUCAAAAUAUAAUUAUGAUUUUAAAAAGAACUGAUGCGUGUUAAAGUAUUCACCAUCAUAAUAAUUUACAAAUAAUUAUGAACUAGAGAAAUUUAAUUAUGAUGAGACUUAUGAAGCCUCUAUGAAUGUCAUGUUUCACAAACACUCCAGGUGUUUCUUUUUUUAUUAUUUAUUUAUUCUGUUUUCUUCUUUGCAACUGAUAACGUAUACCUUAAUGUAUUCAAAUUUCCGAUGACUUGAGAGAAAAGACGUAAAAAGAAGGUUGAAUUGU